Molecule: messenger RNA, 3547 nt
Organism: Chinchilla lanigera (long-tailed chinchilla)
Lineage: Eukaryota; Metazoa; Chordata; Mammalia; Rodentia; Chinchillidae
Gene: Nlrc4
Product: NLR family, CARD domain containing 4
Exons: 10
Coding region: 467-3520 (1017 amino acids)
Biological process (GO): defense response to bacterium; regulation of apoptotic process; detection of bacterium
Source: RefSeq, a predicted model, not a curated record
GCACUGUUAGUAAUGUGUCUCAGCCACUCCUACCACGACUGGGAAGAAAAAGAAAAAGACUAUUCAGCAUUUCCUCUUUUUGGACCCUCUCCACUAACCAAAUAAGGGUGGCCUCAGAGCUACAGGAGCAAUAAGCCUUCCUGUGAAACGGGAAAUGGAUAAAAAGAAACAUUUGAAAACGUAUUUUGGUCCUCCAAGAAGCAAGCAACCGGACUGCUCAGCUAGGUACAGGGAGCCCCGAAGGGUGCAUUUGUGUUGGAAGGUAAAGGAAGAGACUUUGGAAACACUGUCUGGGAUUACGGAAAGGAAACCCACUCUUGUCGCAAAGCCUUGCCAUUAGAAUCACAGAAUGAAGAGUGGUUUUGCAGAAAGAAGAGGACAAUACUGGGACUGUCUCUGACAUGGCCAUUUGUAAAUAAUAUCUUCUACCCACUUGUGGAAAGGCGGGAAGCUUUUAUUCGGAGCUAUGGAUUUCAUAAAGGGAAACAGUACAGUCCUCAUUCAAAGGAUGGGCAUGACUGCUAUAAAGCAAAUUGUGGAUGAUCUAUUCGAAUGGAGGGUUCUGAAUGGUGAAGAAGUCAAUGUCAUUUGCUGUGAGAAGGUGGAGCAGGAGGCGGCGCGUGGGAUCAUCCAUUUGGUUUUGAAGAAGGGCUCAGAGUCCUGUAAGCUUUUUCUUCAAUCCCUCGAGAAGUGGAACUAUGCUCUAUUUCAGGAUCUGAGUGGACAAAGUCUUUUUCAACAGAUUCCAGAAGGAGACUUAGAUGAUUUGGCUCAGGAUUUAAAGAUCUUAUACCAUACUCCAUCUUUUCUGAACUUCUAUCCUCUGGGGGAAGAUUUUGACAUAAUUUUUAAUUUGAAAAGCAUCUUCACAGAACCUGUCCUGUGGAGGAAGGACCAACACCACCGCCGUGUGGAGCAGCUGACCCUGAAUGGCCUGCUGGAGACCCUGCAGAACCCCUGCAUCAUUGAAGGGGAAUCCGGCAAAGGCAAGACCACCCUGCUGCAGAGAAUCGCCAUGCUCUGGGCCUCCGGGAAGUGCAGUACUCUGACCAAGUUCAGAUUUGUCUUCUUUCUCCGUCUGAGCAGAGCCCAGGGCGGACUCUUCGAAACCCUAUGUGAUCAGCUGCUGGAUGUACCCGACACGAUCAGGAAACGGACCUUCAUGGCCGUGUUGCUGAAGCUACGGCAGGGGGUUCUUUUUCUCCUGGAUGGCUACAAUGAAUUCAAGCCCCAGAACUGUCCAGAAAUUGACGCCCUGAUAAAGGAAAACCACCGUUUCAAGAACAUGGUCAUUGUCACCACCACCACUGAGUGUCUGAGGCAUAUAAGGCAGUUUGGUGCCCAGACUGUGGAGGUGGGGGAUAUGACAGAGCACAGUGCCCAGGUUCUCAUCCGAGAAGUGCUGAUCAAGGAGCUUGCCGAAGGCCUGCUGCUCCAAAUCCAGCACUCCAGGUCCUUGCGGAAUCUGAUGAAGACCCCUCUCUUUGUGAUCAUCACUUGUAUAAUCCAGAUGGGCGAGGAUGAGUUCCAUGCUCAGACACAAACCACACUCUUCCGUACCUUCUAUGAUCUGCUGAUACACAAAAAUAAGCACAAACACAGGGGCGGGACUGCAGCGGACUUCUCCCGGAGCCUAGACCACUGUGGAGACCUGGCUCUAGAGGGUGUGUUCUCCCACAGGUUUGACUUUGAGCUGGACGAUGUGUCCAGUGCAAACGAGGAUGCCCUGGUGACAACUGGACUCCUCUGUAAACACACAGCUCAAAGGUUCAAGCCCAAGUAUAAAUUCUUUCACAACUCCUUCCAGGAGUACGUAGCAGGACGCAGGCUCAGUGGUUUAUUGACGUCUCCUGAGCCAGAGGAGGUGGCCAAGGGGGAUGCGUACUUGCAGAAGAUGGUUUCCAUUUCAGACAUUACCUCCCUGUACAGCAACCUGCUGCUGUACACGUGCGGGUCAUCGGCUGCAGCCACCAGGGUUGUUCUGAGGCACCUCGCAGGGGUGCAUCAACAUGGCAGCCUGCUAGGGCUGUCCGUUACCAGGAGGCCUCUCUGCAGGCAGGGGUCUAUACAGAGCAUGAACAACACCACCGACCAAGAGAUUCUGAAAGCCAUCAACAUCAAUUCCUUUGCAGAGUGCGGUAUCAAUUUAUUCCAGGAGAGUGUAUCCAAAGCAACCCUGAGCCAAGAAUUUGAAACUUUCUUUCACGGUAAAAGUUUGUACAUCAACUCAGAGAAUAUCCCCGAUUACUUAUUUGACUUCUUCGAACAUUUGCCUAAUUGUGCAAGUGCUCUGAACCUCGUUAAACUGGACUUCUAUGGAGGGGCCUUGGCUUCACAGGACAAGGCUACUGCAGAGGAGGUCUCCGAAACCUACAUUCCCAGCAGGGCUGUGUCUUUGUUCUUCAACUGGAAGCAGGAGUUCCAGACUCUGGAGGUCAUACUCCGGGAUUUCAGCAAGUUGAAUAAGAAAGAUGUCAAAUACCUGGGAAAGAUCUUCAGCUCUGCCGCAAGCCUCCGACUGUAUAUUAAGAGGUGUGCCGGUGUGGCCGGAACCCUCAGCUCGGUGCUCAGCACCUGUAAGAACAUUUGCUCCCUUAUGGUGGAUGCCAGUCCUCUCACUGUAGAGGACGAGCAGCACAUCACCUCCGUGACCAACCUGACAACUCUGAGUAUUCAUCACCUCCAGACUCAGCGCCCGCCAGGUGGUCUGACUGAUGGCUUGGGUAACUUGAAGAACCUUAUGAAGCUGAUACUGAGUGACAUUGAGAUGAAUGAAGAAGAUGCUAUAAAAUUAGCUAACAGGCUGACAAAUCUGGAGAAACUGUGCUUAUUUCGUUUGACGCACUUGCCUGACAUUGGAGAAGGGAUGGAUCACAUAGUCAAGGCUCUGUCGGGUGCACCCCGCGACCUCCGAGAAAUACAGUUAGUGUCCUGCGGCCUGACUGCGAAUUCCGUGCGCAUGCUAGCUCAGAAUCUUCACAAUUUGGUCAAACUGAGCAUUCUUGAUUUAUCGGAGAAUUACCUGGAGAAGGACGGAAACGAGGCUCUACAGGAACUGAUUGGCAGGCUUGGCGUCCUGGAACACCUCACUGUGCUGAUGCUGCCUUGGUGCUUGGGUGUGCAAGGCAGCCUGACCAGCCUGUUGGAGCAGCUGGAGGGGGUCCCACAACUUGUCAAGCUUGGCUUGAAAAACUGGAGACUCACAGACGCAGAGAUUAGAAUUUUAGGUACAUUUUUUGAAAAGAACCCUCUGAAAAACUUCCAGCAGUUGGAUUUGGCAGAAAAUUAUGUGAGCAGUGAUGGAUGGCUUGGCUUCAUGGAUGUAUUUGCGAAUCUUAAGCAAUUAGUAUUUUUUGACUUCAGUACUAAAGGUCUUUUACCUGACCCCACAUUAGUCAGAAAACUUGGCCAUGUAUUAUCCGAAUUAACUUUUUUGCAAGAAGCUAGGCUUAUUGGAUGGCAAUUUGAUGAUGAUGAUAUCAGUGUUAUUAAAGGUGCUUUUAAGCUAGUAACUGCUUAAAUAAAAGAUACCCUUAGCUAAUGAGUA